Molecule: messenger RNA, 2924 nt
Organism: Centropristis striata (black sea bass)
Lineage: Eukaryota; Metazoa; Chordata; Actinopteri; Perciformes; Serranidae
Gene: card19
Product: caspase recruitment domain family, member 19
Exons: 6
Coding region: 30-572 (180 amino acids)
Cellular component (GO): mitochondrion
Source: RefSeq, a predicted model, not a curated record
UCCAAACAAAGGACAGAGGGGACUCCACAAUGGGAGACAGUUUUCAUGAUCAGCUGAUAGAGGACAGCGCCUUCCUCAAAGCUGACGAGAGACUGGACACCGAGCUGGUGGACAAAGUCAUCCUGCAGCUCAACAGAAUCUACCCUCAGAUCCUGUCAGACAAAGAAGCCACAAGAUUCCGAAACUUGGACGUGCCCACGAGUGUUCGGCUGGGUGAGCUCCUGACUCACCUGCAGGGGAAAGGAGAGGAAGCAUGCAGGGAGUUUUACAGAGCUCUUCACUUGCAUGUAGAGGAGGUAUACUACAGCCUGCCCACAAGGCUCCGCCUCAGAGAUUCCUUACAUCCACUUGCCUAUCCACGUACCAUCCAACAGAAACAUGUUAUGAAUGACAGAGGUCCGCUCUUUUUUCUUGGCUGUUUCAGUGUUGCCGUUGGAAUGGCUUUACUCUAUUACUACAGUGAGGCUAAAGUGACGGGAGGUAGCCGGGCCCUCGGGAUGGCUGCUCUGGGUUUGAAAAAGAAAGCUCAGGAGGUUCUCAUAUGGUACACUGAAGAAAGCCUCAUGAAGUAACGGGGUGACUCCUUCACACCACUUGCUUCAGCUGCUUUUUUGAAUAAUACAUGCACCAAAGAACAGCACACUAUCUUUUCAGGAGUUGAAUACUAGUUUUGUAUACAGUUGUAUUUAGUAUUUUGCUUGUGAUCCGAGAAAACUGGGGUAAAUUCAGAGCUACAUUUGACACUUUGCUCUUAUUUCCUCAUAUGUUGAUGCCUAUUUAAGUGGGUAAAAGGGACUAAAAACAAUAGUAGGAUGAACACAGUAAAAUUAAAAACAAGAAUGAUUGUUGAUAUUUUAAUUUAACACCCAAACUAAUAAUCCCUUCCUGUCGGUGCUCCUUCAGAACCACUUUUACCGUCCUUCUUGCUCCAACUGCCUUCUCUUUAUACGUCCAUGGCCUUUCCUGUCCUUGUCCUGUCCUUGUUUGUUUCCCAUUUACAUUUACAGAGCCAGGGCUGUGUAUGAACACCAGAUUUUUUUUACAAACAGAACGAACAGCUAGUUGAGAUAUUCAGUGAAUUUAACAAAAAGUCUAUUUUAUUAGAAUUGCAAUUGCUCUCAUUACAGUCUUCAGGUAUGGCAAUAAAAACUUUGACAAAAUAAUUAUAUUCUAAUUAAAAGAUUGCAGUACAGUACAGUACGGCAUAAGGCAUUUCAAACAACUAAAUGUUUAAAUUUGAAGUACAUUCUUUACUAUAUAGGAUUAAUAUUUCAGCACUACAAAAAUUAUAGCCUCCAAUUGGUCAGUACAUUUUGCAGCCUUAUAAUAAUCAUCCAAAUAUGCACAUUGCAUUGUUUGUGCUUCCUUUUAGUUUGGCAUUUUGGAAUUACACUAAAGCAUACUAAAAUGCACUUCAAUGUACUCCCCAUAUUGAGUCAGAAGCAACAUCAACCAGUAAGUCAUGGGGCCGAGCUCUUGGUAGAACACGAGCGCCCUCUGGUGGUUAAAAGUAAACUAAACUACACAAAUGUGUUGGCUUGUGUUCGUUUCAUAAACUAUUCCCGAAAUUCUGCAGCUCAUGUUUACACUAAAACAGGGCUUGAUCGUGUUAACAGCCAGAAAUAUUAUCGAGCAAUGUCCAUAUAUUAGUACUUUAGGUGAGAAUUGCGGUCACAGGAUUGCUUCGACCAAUGAUAUCACACUCUCCCAACGCGGUGCAUUGUGGGUAGAGUUACUUCCUCAACUAAAAUAUACAAAUAUCUAGUGAUAAAGGGUGAUAAUUGAGCGUAAACACCGACCAAGUAAUUAAUUUUAAAUGAAAUAAAAACACUUGUAUUUGAAAUACAUUAUAAUUAUUUUAAACCGUAAUUUGCACCGUGGGUGAAACAGAGUAGCAUUCUGCCCCGUAUAUAUAGUGACGUAUUACCGUAAAUGACCGUGUUGUAUGAAAGGAGAGAAGGUUAGCACUCCCCUUGACAAGGAUGGAAUUGGCCCUUGUGGCCAUCAACACACAUACGGUUAAGGCACUGCCACCUACUUCGUGGCAUCUCUAACCAAGUUUUUUCAUUGUUUUAACUUUUAUUAAACGAUGCCUUACUUCUUUUUUUUAAAACUCAGACGUCGUCUCCUCUUGGCACUGUUUACUUUAAGACCGGAAACAUACCCGAAUAUUUUCCCAUGUCUGUGUUUCCGCUGGGUGGGGCAGGAUGGGAACAUUCAUUUUUUCCCUCCUUUUGGCAGUAGCCCGCUGCUGAAUACACGGAGGGUUACUGAAACAAUUAUUUUUGGUUGGCACUCUCAGUUUGUAAAAAUCUAACUAGAAAUAGGUUUAAAUGUUUCUAAAUUAUUUUAGUGUGGAGAUUGUUUUGCUUUUACUGUGCCUUUUUUGCUGACUAUAUAUUGAUAAGUUAGUUUCUGAUUAGCCUUUAUUUAAAACAAAAAAAGAAAAUUAAUUCACCCCAAACAGGAAGAUACAAUUUGAUGUUAUUUCUUAGGCUGUAUGUAAACAAUUUCUUUAAGAUGCAUAACACAGAGAAGGGUCUCUAAACAUACCAGUAACUAUAAUGAUGGUGCUUAAACUGUAUUUCUUUGUGGUUUUCUUCAUGGAGGGUAACCUUCAGGAUAUCAGGCGCCAUUUUUCUAAAACACCUUAAUUGUUCAUUCAAUGUGCAUGGUUUGUUGUUACUCAUGUACUCAACAAUUUUGUAAUAUUAUUCUAACCAGAAAUGAUGAUAAUUGAUUCAUGGUUCUUGUGGAUUAAUGUCUACUCAUUGAGUCCAGUGCCUGACAGCUUGUCACAUUGUGUGUACUGUGUGUAAAAAUGCCUUAAAUUUGUAAGUGCCAUCAUUUGUAAGAACCAGACUUUGGUCUUUGUACUAUACGCACAAAAUGCAUGAAAACAAUAAACAGGACAAUAAACACCA